This is a messenger RNA of Brassica oleracea var. oleracea, 1266 nucleotides long. RefSeq names its product 2-alkenal reductase (NADP(+)-dependent). The record is from RefSeq and is a predicted model, not a curated record. Gene Ontology annotation, molecular function: oxidoreductase activity, acting on the CH-CH group of donors, NAD or NADP as acceptor. Lineage: Eukaryota; Viridiplantae; Streptophyta; Magnoliopsida; Brassicales; Brassicaceae. The coding region runs from base 94 to 1146 and encodes 350 amino acids. The transcript has 5 exons.
ACACUCGACCUACCUAACUCUCCCCUAAACAACCAUAGUUUCUCAACCAUUCUCCAGCACAAACACGAAUUUACAAGCGACUUCUGGAGAAAAAUGGAAGAAGUUGCAGUGGUGGAGAACAAGAAAGUUAUACUAAAGAACUACGUAGAUGGCAUUCCUACAGAAACAGACAUGGAACUGAAGAUGGGAGACACAAUUGAGCUCAAGGCACCAAAAGGAUCCUCUUCUUUCCUCGUCAAAAAUCUCUACUUGUCCUGCGAUCCUUACAUGAGAAGUCGUAUGCGCGAUUUUCACGGCUCCUACCUCCCUCCUUUUCUUCCUGGUCAACGUAUUGAAGGGUUUGGUGUAGCAAGGGUGAUAGAUUCUGAUGAUCCUAAUUACACGCCCGGGGAGUUAAUCUGCGGGAUUACUGGUUGGGAAGAAUACAGUUUGCUUCGUAACUCAAAUGAGCUACAGUUGAGAAAGAUUCAGCUGGACGAUGCCAUUCCCCUUUCUUAUCAUCUUGGCCUUCUUGGAAUGGCUGGAUUUACAGCGUAUGCAGGGUUCUAUGAGAUAUGCUCUCCGAAAAAAGGGGAGAGUGUUUUUGUGUCUGCAGCUUCAGGAGCAGUAGGACAACUUGUUGGUCAGCUAGCUAAGUUGAACGGCUGCUACGUUGUUGGGAGUGCUGGUAGUAAACAAAAGGUUGAUCUUCUUAAAAACAAGCUUGGGUUUGAUGAAGCAUUUAACUACAAGGAAGAGGCUGAUCUUGAUGCUGCUUUGAAGAGGUAUUUCCCGGAGGGGAUCAAUAUCUACUUUGACAACGUGGGUGGAUCCAUGCUUGAUGCAGCGCUCCUGAACAUGAAGGUCCAUGGUAGAAUCGCGCUCUGUGGAAUGGUGUCUUUACAAAGCCUCUCAAGCUCAUCACAAGGAAUCAACAACCUGUACAACGCGAUCCCCAAACGACUAAGAUUAGAAGGGUUCUUGCAAAGCGAUCAUGUCCAUAUUUUCCCCCAGUUCCUUGAACAUGUCAAAGAAUAUUACAAGGAAGGGAAGAUUGUGUACAUCGAAGAUAUGUCAGAAGGCCUCGAGCUUGCUCCCGCUGCACUUGUUGGGUUGUUUUCUGGGAAAAAUGUUGGUAAACAGGUCGUUCGGGUUGCUAAUGAGUGAUUAUUUUUGAAAGUGCUACGAUCAGAACAGACAUUUCAGUGCUUUUUUCAAAAAAAAAAAGUAUAUUGCAGUGCUACGAUCAGAACAAACAUUUCAUGAAUAAAGCGGUUUUGUGCCUAA